AUGAGCGCAUCUGUGCGAGAAGCCAACCUGCAUGUAGGUGGUAGUAGCGGGCGCAUCGUGCAUGUGACCGACAUCCAAGGCAACACACGCCUUCCACGAGCGCAGCUUUUAGACCGCUUACGUGCACAGCAGGGCUUGGCGUAUGUACCAGAGCUGGAACUUGUGCGUGAUGUGCUGUACUUGAUGCAGGGCAUCUCUGGCACACAUGUACGUCUGCACCAUGCAUGGCAGCUUCCCUCGGACAAUGGAUCUCACGAGGCUUGCACGCACAUGCGCCUGGAUUUCGACGAGCAUGCCGGCAUGAUCUCGCCGCCCACACGCGAUCUGAUCCACCGCCUCGCUGAACUGGGCCAGCUGUUUGAGCGUGUACAGGCUUUCGUCGACAGCCACGAGAGCCAGCCUGUUGCAACGCAUCUCACAGCGCAAAGUCUAUGCCACUUCUUGACCGGCGAGCUUCAAGCGCACAACGCGCUGCUGACGGACCUCGACGCGCAGUGGCAUGCACAGGCCGAGGGCGAGAAUCUAUCGCCGCCACUCACGCUACAACGCCUCGCCCAAGUGACAAGUGAGCCCAUGAUGCGGAUGCGUCUCAUGAGCACCAUCGUCGAGAGCUGCCGACACGCACAUGGCGGUGCGCUUGUAUCGACGAUUCAUACAUACACACUCACAGGGCACCCAUUUAUCCGGCGAUGCACAGCCACGAUGCUGGACCACGUGUCUCGGCCCUUUUUUCAUACGCUCUCGCGCUGGAUCUAUGAUGGCGAGCUGGACGACCCAUUCCACGAGUUUUUCGUCGCUCGCGCACCGCCGAGCCAGACACGCAAGCCCCCACUCGUCGACGAUCUCGUCGUGCCGACAGAGCUUGGCACAGAUGCCGCUGACGUUUGGCACAACCGAUUCGUCUUGCAGCUCCAGAUGCUCCCGAGCUUCUUAAGUGAGCACUUUGCACGCAAGAUCUUCUCCACCGGCAAGAGUCUGCAUUUCCUGCGCGACUGCUGCAGCAGUGGCCAUGGCCAUGCCGAGUACGGUGACACAGCGCAGCCGUCUGUCGCACUGGAUCCAGAACAGGCGCGCUUACGCACUCUUGGCUACGGAUCCGCGCAUCGUCGUGAGCUGCGGUACUCGGACAUGGCGGGUCUCGAGCAUGCCAUCGAUGCCGAGUUCGCUCUUGCUAGCGGACACUUGUGCAUGAGGAUGCUUAGCACAUUCCGUCUACUGGAUCACUUGCGUGCGCUGAAAUCGUACUUACUGCUUACGCAAGGCGACUUUGCCGAUGCGCUGCUCGAGACCCUUGGCCCGAGUCUUGCGCGGCCUGCGUCGACGCUGUAUCAACACAAUCUCAGUGCGGCCCUCGAGACGGCGAUCCGCGCAUCCAAUGCGCAGUUUGACGAUCCCGAGAUCCUGCGGCGUCUGGAUGCCCGCAGUCUUGAGUUUGGCCCUGGCGACACGGGCUGGGACACCUUCACACUCGAGUACCGCGUCGAUUCGCCCGUCAAUGCCGUGCUGGACGCAUCUGCCAUGGCCGGCUACCAGCUACUCUUCAACUACCUAUGGCACACGAAUCGCGUUGCGGCCCGCAUCACCGCCGCUUGGUCACAGCUUCUGUCGGUGCAAAAAGCCGUGUUACGCAGUCGACACCGCAAGCUGGUCGAUCGCGCUCUCAUGCGCCAACUGCGCGCUACCCUGGGCCAUGUGUGUGAAAUGGUGCACUUUGUUCGUCAUCUGCAGAGCUUCAUUGAACUCGAGGGCAUCUCGUAUGCAUGGCAGCGUCUGGAGCAUGACCUGACCGUCACGAAGCCGAGUGACUUGGAUCAUCUUGUCGACAUCCACCGCACCUAUCUCCACAUGCUCAUAAGCACGACGCUGAUGCGCGGCCGUCGCAGUGCGUCCGACCAUCUCGCGAGCGACGUGCGUGCACAGCUGCACGGCAUCCUGGCAUAUGCCGAUGCCACCGACGAGCUGGGCAUGUACGUCACAUCGGAACUUGCCCGCCUGGCGGGCGGCGUCGACCCGCUCUCGUCGGCGGCUCGGACGCAUGCUCACGUGUCGCAACGCCUCGUCAACGAGCACACGCAGUUCCAGCACCGGCUCCAGAGCAUGCUUGCCGCGCUCGAGCGCCAUCCGACGCUCACUGUGCGCGAUCUCGCACGUCGCUGGAACUUUAACAAUGUAUAUUACCGGCGCGAGCGCACCACGGUCAGCACAAGCCAUGCUACUACUACCACGUCGGCGCUCGCACGUUAG
Messenger RNA from Malassezia globosa CBS 7966, 2244 nucleotides. RefSeq lists its product as uncharacterized. NCBI's taxonomy places the organism in Eukaryota, Fungi, Basidiomycota, Malasseziomycetes, Malasseziales, Malasseziaceae. Gene Ontology annotation, biological process: meiotic cell cycle; microtubule nucleation; cytoplasmic microtubule organization. The transcript has a single exon. Gene Ontology annotation, cellular component: centrosome; spindle pole; gamma-tubulin complex. Gene Ontology annotation, molecular function: microtubule minus-end binding; gamma-tubulin binding. The coding region runs from base 1 to 2244 and encodes 747 amino acids. The record is from RefSeq and is a predicted model, not a curated record.